Petromyzon marinus (sea lamprey) is the source of this 1374-nucleotide messenger RNA. RefSeq lists its product as uncharacterized. Gene Ontology annotation, cellular component: PcG protein complex; chromatin; transcription regulator complex. The record is from RefSeq and is a predicted model, not a curated record. Gene Ontology annotation, biological process: regulation of transcription by RNA polymerase II. Gene Ontology annotation, molecular function: DNA-binding transcription factor activity, RNA polymerase II-specific; RNA polymerase II cis-regulatory region sequence-specific DNA binding. NCBI's taxonomy places the organism in Eukaryota, Metazoa, Chordata, Hyperoartia, Petromyzontiformes, Petromyzontidae.
CACACAGGAGUGAAACCCUUCAAGUGCAGUGUGUGGGAGAGGGAAUUUGCACAGUCAUCAGUUCUUAGCAGCCACCAGAGAACAUACACAGGAGCUAAACCUUUCAAGUGCACUGUGUGUGGGAGCGCAUUUGCACGGCCAUCGUUUCUUCACGACCACCAGAGAACACACACGGGAGAGAAACCCUUCAAGUGCAGUGUGUGUGAGAAGGCAUUUGCAAAGUCAGCAGUUCUUCAGAGACACCAGAGAUCACAAACAGAAGAGAAACCCUUCAGGUGCACUAUGUGUGACAAGGUGUUUACACGGUCAUAUGAUCUUAAAAAACUCCAGAGAACGCACACAGGAGAGAACCCCUUCAAGUGCAGUGUGUGUGAGAAGGCAUUUGCACAGUCAUCACAUCUUAAAACACACCAGAGAACACACACGGGAGAGAACCCCUUCAAGUCCACUGUCUGUGAGAAGGAAUUUGCCAAGCCAUCAGUUCUUCAGAGCCACCAGAGAACACACACAGCAGAGAAACCAUUCAAGUGCACUGUGUGUGAGAAGGCAUUUGCACAGUCAUCAAUUCUUCGCAACCACCAGAGAAGGCACACAGGAGAGAAACCCUUCAAGUGCACUGUGUGUGAGAAGGCAUUUGCAGAGUCAUCAUAUCUUAAAAAACACCAGAGAACGCACACAGGAGAGAACCACUUCAAGUGCACUGUCUGUGAGAAAGCAUUUGCACAGUCAUCAGGUCUUCAGAUCCACCAGAGAACACACACUGGAGAGAAACCCUUCAAGUGCAUUGUGUGUGAGAAGGCAUUUGCACAGUCAUCGAUUCUUCGCAACCACCAGAGAAGGCAUACAGGAGAGAAACCUUUCAAGUGCACUGUGUGUGGAAGCGCAUUUGCACGGUCAUCAAUUCUUCAUGACCACCAGAGAACACACACAGGAGAGAAACCCUUCAAAUGCACUGUGUGUGGAAGCGCAUUUACACGGUCAUCAACUCUUCACGACCACCAGAGAACGCACACAGGAGAGAAACCCUUCAAGUGCACUCUGUGCGCGAAGGCGUUUGCACAGUCAUCACAGUUUAAUAGACACCAGAGGACACACAGGUAUCAGAAGAUCCCCAAGGAGCGGAGUCUGAAAUCGGCUUGUGAAAGUCCAAGUGCUGCAAUGAGCCCAUCCCUGCUGAAAAAAGAACCAGAAUUUAAUUGCAGCUUGGACGCAAUGAAAUGUAUCAAGGUGGCUUUUGAAGAGGCGAAGUUGAAAUGUGAAGAAGUGAUGGUGAAGAGCAAAGAAGUGAAGGUGAAAUGUGAAGAAGUCAUGGUAAAAUGUGAAGAUGAAGAUUCAAUUCCAAAAUUGGGCCUUCACAUCGAUGGAGGCAACGUG